Molecule: messenger RNA, 1452 nt
Organism: Lactuca virosa
Lineage: Eukaryota; Viridiplantae; Streptophyta; Magnoliopsida; Asterales; Asteraceae
Source: the annotation of a GenBank genome assembly
AAAAGCCAAAAUCCAAUUCUUGCAGCUCAGCAGCAGCAGUAGCACCACCGUAUCCAACCAUCGCCACCGCGAGAGUAUUGGCAAACACACUAGCUGCAAUAAUUAUCGGAGGAACAAGAUAAUUAAACCUAUCUUUCAUAUAAACGAAAUCCUGAGAAAGGGGCAAUGUCUAGUGCUUUUGGGUAUCAUUAUGCUGUCUCGUCCACCAACAGUCAUCCAUCGCCGCUGACACCAAAGCCAACAUCGAAGUCAAUACUCAGUAAAAUCCCGACCACCAGUACAACAACGGAUUGCCUAUCUUCCCAAUUGAAAUUGACUACCUUCCACGCGCCCUUCUCUCCCUUAUUAUCAACUUCCUCUCGUCGUUGUCGAUUGGUUUCGUCCACCGCAGCAGCAGCGAGGAAUAAUACAAACCCUAAAGAAUCAGAGAAGAAGGAGGAGGAUGAGCUGGAGGAAGUCGAGGAGGAUUUGCCAUGGAUACAAGAGAAAGCUCUGGACAUUGUCGAGUUUAGUGGCUCAGUAACACAGGCACUUCCUGGUCCAAGAGUCGGCCAAACUUCCUUUCCAUGGAUUCUGGCUGUCCCUUUGGCUUAUGUUGGAGUCUCCUUUGUUUUUGCGGUUGUCAAGACCAUUCGCAACUUCACUUCACCCAAAGAAGUUCGCCGUAAGCUAGUCAAUAAAAAUGCAGAUCUAUGCAGGUCCGUAGAUGAGUUACUUGAGAAAGAGGGCAAUGGAGUACAGCAGGAAGCUUUGAUGGGACUGAUGCAGAAGACAGGCUUCAGCAUGGUGGAGAUUUUGCGAAAAUACAUCCGAUAUGCAUUAAAUGAAAAGCCUUUCAACCCAAAACUGGUUGCAGCAUUGAUUCAACUCAGAAAAACAACAAUGUUGGAUGAUUCCCAAGUGGCUGAAAUUCUUAAUGAUAUCUCAAGGAGAAUUGUUAAAGAUAAAGGUCCAGUUGUGAUGAAUACAUCGGGAUAUUCUGAAAAGGGCUUAAGGAGAAAGCUUGCUGUUCAAGCACUUUUUGGAAAGAUUUUCUAUCUUUCAGAGCUCCCAGAGUUCUGUGGAAGAGACAGCUCCUUGAUAGUGAAAGAAAUCUUUGGUGUUGCAGACGAGGAUGCAGAAAAGCUUCGGAUGCAUACAGUGGCUGAAGCAGGUGAUAUGGAUUCACUAGAAAAGAUGGUUGAUGCUUCAGAUUCAGAGGAUUCAGGUUCACGGUCAGAAUCCGGGUCGGCUCCAUAGAUUUUGUUUCCAGGCUUUUGUAGACUUACCGGGAGAGGUAGAAGCCCUUAAGUGAAGACUGCAAUAUAAGAAUUUUGUAGCUGGAUUUAAAAGAAACAAAAAUCAUUUAAUAGUUUUAUGCAGACUGCAAUUCAAUAUAUAUGGUUGAUAUAGAUUAUAUCUUUUAAUUAUUUAUUAAAGGGGUAAUGACAUAAAAACCUUUAAGUUUGUAAA